UAAUAUCUAAUGAAAAUAACAUAAAAUAGUGUACUUUUGUUAAAAAAAUAAAAUUGUGUUCUAGAAUGGGCUAGCUAAUUCCUUUCAAAAAAAAAAAACAAAAAAAAAGAAUGGGCUAGCUAAUAAUAAUAAAAAUAGAUCUUUUUCUUGCAUGGAAAGAAACGACUCGGCUUGGGAACUCUGAGAGCGGAAGGCUCAACAACCCAACCGGAAAUGGCUGUCAAUGUCAUGGCGCCUGCGCAGGGCUGCCUUAUCUCCCUCAACUUGCAGAUUACUUUGCUCGGCCCUGGUUUUUCUAGGCACAGAAAUGUUUUGAGAGAAAGAUACAACAAGUGGAAGAACUCCAAAGUGACAUUUGGGUAUAACAUCCAUGCAAUGCCUCAUCUGUCAAGCAGAAUAAGUACACAAAGAAGCCGUCAGCUGCAUUCCCUCCCCAGAGGAAUGUCUCUCUCACACCUGUCUGCUGCAUCAUCUGCCUUCAUUGGUGAAAAUGAAGGCAGCCUGUUAGGCAAAAUACCGGUGUUACCAAAGAAAGGCAGAUUAUCAAUGCGGGCACAAGCGCAGGAGACAACUUCAGGCGGUUUAUGCUACCCUGCACUGAAUGAGAAGCCUGUGUGGUGGUGGAGAACUUUAGCAUGUAUUCCCUAUUUAGUCUCUAUGCAGAUAUCAGAAGCAGGGCUCUAUGUACAGCCCUUCCUGGCACACCAUGAGUUCUUAGAAGACCUGAUAUUCUUCAUCCCAGGGGCAGCUAAAAGGUGGUCAUCAUGGUUUGUAAUGGUAUAUGUCUUGUGUUUUUACAUGGGAGUGGUGAAGAAUGAAGAUUUGCCUCACUUCUUCAGAUAUCAUCUGAUGACAGCCAUGUUAUUGGAGACAGCCCUGCAAGUGCUUUGGCACUCGAGCAAUUUUAUGCCACUUGUACACUUCAAUGGCGCUUUUGGGAUGUACUAUUGGGCAGCUGUGGGGUUCCUUUACAUUUUCAUAUUGUUGGAGGGCAUAAGGUGUGCUCUGGGUGGCAAGUACUUUAAAAUCCCAUUUGUUAGCGAGGCUGCUUUAAUCCACACUUUGUUUCAUGUUGGAGGUUUCCACAGGCCUUUCUAAGGUCUCAUAGUCCUUUUAUUAGUACUCUUCUGGGUUAUAGUUAUGGGGCUCCUUUCUUCAUAUUUAUAUAUUUAUAUACUGAUAAUUUUUUUGAGGUACUCUUUUUCAUGAUUUUGGUACUUUGGUGUCUUCCUUUUCUGCAGAAGGUUUAGAUUAGACGCACAUUAUACUAUUUCAUAUGUUAUAAGAACAAAUUAUAUUUGCUUAUUUUGUUAUGUAUA
This is a messenger RNA of Humulus lupulus (European hop), 1319 nucleotides long. RefSeq names its product protein TIC 20-IV, chloroplastic. The transcript is spliced from 3 exons. Bases 214 to 1098 code for a protein of 294 amino acids. NCBI's taxonomy places the organism in Eukaryota, Viridiplantae, Streptophyta, Magnoliopsida, Rosales, Cannabaceae. The record is from RefSeq and is a predicted model, not a curated record.